AACGAAUUUUACAAUACAAGCAUAAUUUCUUGUGUUUGUCUUUUCGUCGUAGUGGUUUGUUUUAAUUGUUUUUAUUAAUAGCAAAAAGUAUUGUUAACAUUAUUCUUAUGUUCCAAAAUGUUUAAAACCAAAUCAGAGGUUGAUCGCCAUGUCAACAGUUGCUUAAAAAAGAUUAAUAACGAGACUGAGAGAAACUUACGAUGUUUCUCAUUCGCCAAACUGUACUUUAAUGUUGGCGAUUAUGACCAAGCUUACAGAUAUGUAUCUUCUUACCUAACUGUCAAACCAAAAUCUGCAGAGGGAUAUCAAUUAUUAGGAAAAUCUCUAGAGAAGUUAGGGAAAUUGGAUGCAGCCUUAGAUGCAUUCAAACAUAGUCUGCAGAUUGAUCCAAAACAAAAUAAUCUAGUAGUAAAAGUCUGUGAGUUAAUGUCAUGUGACAACGUAGAAUUGGAUUUAUCAGGAGCGAGAUAUUUCUGUGAUCUAGCUCAAUCAUUUGAUCCAAACAAUUCAGCUGUACGAAGUUUAAAAGAAAGGUUGAUAACAACAAAAGAGAGUCCAUAUGAAAUUUCACAACUGCUACUAAAAGAACUAGAAAUCAGACCGACUGAUAUUAAACUUAGAAUUAAAUUGAUUAAGCACUUCCUUCAGAAUAACAUGAUUAAAGAAGCUUAUAAGCAUGCAUCGGCUGUAGAAGAAAAAGACAUUCCUAGUUUUUACAACAAUAUAAACUGGUAUGAAAAUUUUGCUGAGGUCCUUUUAAGGUUCCAGAAAGAUGUAUCUUUGGAUUCAGAAAUUAACUGGGAUUUUUGGUUCCUCUCAGUGUCAGUUUUGGAACGACUAGUAGCUCUAAGUUUAGAUGAUCGAUACAACAUCAGUAGUUCUGUAGAUUGCAUUACAGCUACAUUUAAUCUGGACCAGAUGUUACAUAAAGCAUCUCAGAAUAUUUCUAGCUGCCCAGAUCGGAACUUGGUAGCGAUAUUUUUGCGCCACUACCAAAUGCAGUUGUAUUUCCAUUACUCAACACUAUUAUUAAAGCAAGGGAAAAAAGAUGUAAUACCUUUUAAGGAAGUAACCAAUCUCGUGUUGCCGAUUCUCUUCACUGCCUAUCAUUCAAGUUCCAUAGACCUACAAAGUAUCUGGUUUUCACAAUCAUCUGAUCAAAACAAGAAACUGGUACAGAAGUGGUAUAGAGACUCAUGCUACAGAUGCUCCCAAACUGGGCAUGUACUUUUAGCAAUGGCAAAAGAUAAAAAAUCCAUAGUGCUUGAAAAAGCCGCACAAUAUUCUUCAGGAAUGUGGCGAGAACAGUUGUACAAGAAACUUUUUGUUAAAAGAGAGCAACAUCUCAAAAUCUCAUCCAGCUUCUUUGUAAAUAACGUCCCACCAGUUGAUCCAAUACUGAAACUACCAGAUGUGAGAGAUUUGAACAAAUUUGAUGAGAUUUCCCAACUGUCUUUUCCAAAUUCUUUGCACCAUUACAUCUGGAUCAUGCUCAAUGGAAAUAUGGCGGAUGUGAACAUUGUUACAUUCGAAGGAUUGCAGUACUCCACCAAAAAUUUGACAAAUUGUUCUGCUGAGUCGAUAAAUCUUCUCGAUAUUUUUUCGUUUAUUUGCUGUGCCACAAUAUGUGCGAGAUCUAAUUUGAACGACAACAAACUGUCCUAUUACGUCACAUUGCCAGCAUCGAUUACAGCAAAUUUCGGAACAAUUCCGCAAGCAAAUUUCAUUGAAUCUGCAUAUAAAAUGUACACAAAUGAAGCUUGUUCACAAUUCGGAGAUAUAAGAGCUUUGUUGAUUAGAGGUAUCGAGGUUGUGAGAUGUGUUGGACAUCAUGGCUUGGACAUUAAAAUUUUAGUACAACUAGCAAAUAUAUUCGAAGAACGGUCGAAGAAGUUGACCAAACAAUCUGAAAUCGACUUCAACAUUGCCCGAGCUGAAUUGUACUGGAAGACUGCUUUGCCCCUUUUAGAAAAAGUAAAGAAUGAUCAAAAGAUCGCCUACGCCAACAAUAGACUGUUUCAGCUGAAAUCAAACGAAGUGACAGCAUCUGAAGCGAGCACUUUCAUCGAAAAGGGUCUAUUGUUCAUAGGUACACAAUUAAUGAAGAAAAAAGACCAUGAUCAAGCACUGGCUAUAUUUGAACAGCUUAAAGAUCCAUACGCGAGUUUUUACCAGUUUGAAAUUUACAGACAAAUCGCAGAUAAAAAAAUUAACGGUAACAAAAUUGAAAGUAUCGGUAGUGAAGAGAAACGAGAAGUUACUGUGUUCCUAACCAAAGCAAGAGAUUGUUUGUAUCUCACGUUAGAUCGUUUGAGGGGCUCUACAGUCGACCCUAAACAUCCCAUAAACGCCAAAAUCGGCACCGAAUUAGAACAAGUAGACAGACUUUUGUUAGAUAUGGAAUCCAACAAUGUCCAUGAUCUAUUUUCAGACAUAAACCGUUCUCUCGAAGUGAGCACGAGUGAGCAAUACCUGUCGAGCUUAACGCACGUCAGCCACAGUGCUUACACGCCCAAACUCGGGUCGCUAAACCAGUCUACUCCGUUGAAACAUAGCAUGUUGCGCCAAGAAGCCAGACCUAGUCCCGAAAGAAUGGACGCCCAGAUUCGAGAGUUGAUGUCUAUGAAAGAUUCGAUCUUUUCGCUCGUCGCUGAGCAAAAUAGAAAUAUCGUAGAGGUGCAAAAGAGUCUAGUGGACAAGCUGAAUUCAGUUGUCGAUGAACUGCGAUCGAUCAAAAAGGAAGUGGAGACGUUGAAAGAUGUUACGAAGUCAGUUAAUGAUAUUAAGAACUCCAUAGAUGAUUUCCAAAACGUCACGGACGUUAUACAGGAAAUGAAAAAGGAAUUGGUAGACUUCAAGAAAAGUGAUACCAAAAAUCAACUUAGCGACGAAGAUUUGUAUAUACUUGAUGCAGAAUAUAGCGUGGACUACAACAUUGGUUCAACGGCGAGUACGUUCCCGACUGCCGUUCCAGGAGCUUACCAGAACUUCCCAGCUGGCAGAAUUCCGAAUCCAAACCCCAUGGCAGCUGCCUACGGUCCUCCUGUACUAUAUCCUGGUCUCUACCCGGGACUGCCUUAUGCCUAUGGUGGACUAAACUUACAGCCAGGAACCCUUCCAUUUUUGCAAGACCAACAAGCGACGAGUAUCUCAACAUCUGUAGCGUCUCAUCUGCUCACCGGUCAGCCUGCUUUAAGCCAAAAUUUAGGAUUAGAAGCUCUAAGUGGUCAAAUAUUGACGCAAACUGCACCGCCUCCGUUUAUGAGAGAAUUACCUAAAGAUUUAAGCGGAACUACCACGCACGCACCUAAAAUCACGCCGUCGACGUCGAUCUUUGGAAAAGCCCCGCCUGUGAACGUCGUUAUAACAACUUCAGAUCCGCUACCUGCACAGAACACUCUAACUAACCAGCCAGUUCUGUCAGUGACAAUUCCUCCACAACAUAUCAAAGGUAACUUCCUCAAACCCGACGCUACAGCUAACACAGCUGAAUUGGAACCCGUUUCUUUCGGUUUAACACCGAAACUGAGCAUUUCUGGACUGAACAAAACGUUGAACGAAAGUAACGCAAGUAACGUUUCGGCGACAUCGACUGAAGAUUAUGAACCGAACGUGAAUUUUAAGCCUCUCAUUCCGCUACCCGAUGAGGUGUCUGUAAAAACUGGCGAGGAAGGCGAAACCGAACUCUUCUGCGCACGGGCCGAGCUGUUCCGGCAUUCUGUUAGCGGUGACUUAAAGGAAUGGAAACAAAGAGGCAUUGGCAACAUAAAAAUCAUGAAAAAUCCACUGACAAAUAAAUACAGAGUUCUCAUGAGAAGAGAACAAGUACAUAAAAUCUGCGCCAAUCACUACAUAACCGCCGAUUUGGUCCUCAAGGAGAUCCCAACCAAUAACAGAUCCUUCAUGUGGGCAGCUCAAGAUUUUUCUGACGGAGAGAUCACAAGGGAAACCUUCUUGGUUAAAUUUAAACUUGUCGAAGAUGCCAAAAAGUUUUCCGAAGUUUUCGAAUCGGCCAAAAAGUCUUCGAUAUCUACAAAGAUAGAAACUGUCGAUCUUACCAAGAAAGAAACUCCAAAAAGUACACCAAGUACUACGUCUUUGGGAGGUUUUGUUUUUACUGGCACUCCAACGUUUUUGCCUAAGGAUAUUAAGACGUCGGCACCAGUUGCAGAACCAGUUAAAGAAGCGAGCAAACCCAUUACACCUUUCUCGACGUUCGUCUUCGGAAAAUCUGAAGCCAAAGCUGAGCCCAUCAAGUUUACUCCCUUAGUUAUUACGCAAGAAAAGGAAAAAGACGACAGAUCAUCUCCAGUGGAAGAAUUUGUACCGACUGCCGAAUUCAAACCUCUAAUACCUCUACCGGAACUCGUCGAGAUCAAAACCGGUGAAGAAAAUUGCGAAAUUCUAUUCGAAGAAAGAGCGAAAUUGUUCAGGAUGGACACAUCUGGAGAAACCAAAGAAUGGAAGGAAAGAGGCGUCGGUGUGAUGAAAAUAUUGAAAGACGAAUCCGUUCGGCUUCUGAUGAGAAGGGAUCAAGUCCAUAAAGUUUGCUGCAAUCACAGAGUCCUCAAAGAUAUGAUCUUCAAAAUGAACUCGAAAAAUCCCAAAGCGAUCAUUUGGCAAGCCCAAGACUUCUCCGAGGGUGUGCUGCAAACCGAAAUGUUUACUAUACGAUUUAAAACUGCGGAUAUCGCUAGUAAAUUUUUGGAAACCAUACAAAAGGAACAGAGCAGUCUUAACGAAAGCGGUGACAUUUCUGUAAAAGAAACUGUGGAUUCUACGAACACUUCGGCUGCUUCCAAAGUCGAACCCGCCGGUUUCGGCGACAAAUUCAAGGCAAAAGCCGGUUCCUGGGAAUGCAACACUUGUAUGGUUCGAAAUGACGCCAGUGCCUCCGCUUGCGUAGCUUGUAACACGUCCAAGAAUCCUCCAACAGGUCAGAACAUCGAAGAGAAGAAGACCGUCACGUUUAACUUCCUCACAAACACUCAACCUGCCACAAAAACGACACCGAUAAUGGGAUUCGGCGACAAGUUCAAACCUAAACCUGGAUCUUGGGAGUGCAAAACUUGUAUGAUCAAAAACGAAGGAAAAGACUCUAAAUGUGUAGCGUGCGAGACUCCUAGAGAAGGUGGAUUGAAGCAGAACAUUAAAUCAGACGUCAAACCAGCCGUCCCUGAACAGAAAUUCGUCUUCGGCAUUCCCAAUACCACGCCGAUCAAUUUAAGCGGCCAAAACAAGCCCUCCAUCAUUCCUGAUAUAAACCUAGCUGCAAGUACGGCGAACACGCCCGAACAGAAGUGGACUUUCGGUAUUACUAAAACCACACCGACACCUGUAACGUUCGGUAAAGAUGCCGCCCCAGCUGCCGGCGCCGAUAAAUCUACUUCGGCAACGACGAACAAAAAUAGUUUUUCGUUCAUUUCGCCGACAAAGCAGGAAUUCGAGUUCAAGCAGAGACCAUCAAGGAGGAUAAGUCAAGGACACGAUGCAGAGUCAGAUGCAGAUGGUAGUUACGUAGAAGAAGAAGAAGAUAACAUUUACUUCAAGCCUGUAGUUCCUUUACCGGAUAAAGUUCAAGUGAAAACCGGCGAAGAAGACGAGGACGUUUUGUACUCUCAUAGGGCCAAACUCUUCCGAUUUAUUGGAGGCGAGUGGAAAGAAAGAGGCCUGGGAGACAUCAAGAUACUUCGUAAUAGAUACUUUGGAAAAUUGAGAGUCGUAAUGCGCAGAGAACAAGUGCUCAAAAUAUGUCUAAAUCAUACUCUCACAAAAGAUAUAGAAUACAUUGAUAAAGACGAGAAAUCUGUUAUGUUCGCGGCGGCCGAUUUUUCCGAAGGUGAAAUAGUCAAUGAGAAAUUCUGUGUGAGAUUCAAGAACGCUGAAGUGGCCGCGGACUUUAAGAAGGCCAUUCGUGAUGCUCUGGAUGGAAAACCUACAGAAAAUGAACUGACGUCAAAGAAAUCUGAAGAAGAUGUAGUGCUAAUAUCCGAGACCCAAGUAACACCGGAAGAGGAGCAAGAAGCGAUAAAGUUAGGGCUUCCACCCAAGUUUAUGUCUUAUAAACAAUUGCCAGACUGUAGUUGCGAACAAUGCAAAAAGGACGACGAAUACUUGAAGUCUCUUUUCGCUACAGAAGCUCCAAAAAAAGUCGAUGGCACAGCAACCCCAUCUAGCAAAUUUUCCUUCGCCACUGCUAAAUUAUCAGAUUCCAAGACUGCGCCAAAAGACGCAUCUCCGAAUAAGUCUGGUUCACUUAUAAAACGGCAAUUCUAACCCCUCCAAGUGCAAACAAAACAUCAUCAACUGUGUCGUGGCCACCAGCAUCAAGUACCAACAUAUUUUCUUCGACAAAUAACUCAUUCAAUACUGGGGGUCUAUUUUCGAGUACCAAUUAUUCGGAGGUGACACCCCCAAUAAGGAAAAUACCAAUAUAUUUAAUACCAACAUUACAUCCGAUGUUAAAACUACUCCGGUGUCUAGUUCAGCGUUUUCCUCUGGCUCCAGUAUAUUCAGUUUCGAUAGUCAACAACCAUUCAAACCGUUUUCUAACAUUUCGAACAUUUUUGGACAAAACACGCCACCUACUACCAGCUCAUCUAUAUUUAGUCAAACCCCAACCACCACAUCUAACAUUUUUUUACCAAAUACUCCGACUACAAAGGUUUUUGGACAAAAUACUCCAACGACAAAUCUUUUUGGACCAAAAACUGCUACACCUACAGCUUUGGGCCAAAAUACUCCAACCACAAAUCUUUUUGGACAAAAUACUCCUACACCUACAGCGUUGGGCCAAAAUACUCCAACCACAAAUCUUUUUGGACAAAAUACUCCUACACCUACAGCGUUGGGCCAAAAUACUCCAACCACAAAUCUUUUUGGACAAAAUACUGCUACUCCGACUGCUUUGGGCCCAAAAUACUCCAACUCAGAACAUUUUUGGUACAGUUUCGACCAAUACCACUUCCAGCGUUUUCGGCCAGAACACCUUAACCAACACGACUUCGAAUUUGUUCUCGCAAAACACCCCUACUACCACCGUGAACAUAUUCGGGCCGAAAAAUCCACCGCAAACCUCCUCGAUGCUGUUUGGCCAAAGUACACCAACUACUUCUACCAGUAUUUUCGGAGUAAAUGCUACAUCGAACGUUUUUGGUCAACCGUCAAAUUCUGGGUCUAUUCUCGGCAACAAGGUAUCGAAUGCAGCUGAAGAUAAAAGCCAACCAGCUGGUUUUCUGUUUGGUAAUGGAGCUGCGUCUGCUGUUCCCACCAGUAAAGUCGCCCCUAAAGUUCCGUCUACAACAGACUUGAAGGAGACUGAUGAAGUCGUAUUUAAGUGCAAUUCGGACUUAUCGUUCGGAUCGUUGGCCAAAACGUCGUUAAAUGCAGAAGCACCGUUUUAAAAUAGAUGAAAAAUUUUCGUUCCUUGGUACUGGAGCCCCGGUAUUUACCAACAUUAAAAAAGCUGCCGACACCUCUAAAGGCGAGUCUGAUGACGAAAACAACGCUUCUGGCGCGAACGAAGAGUACGACCCUCACUACGAACCAAUCAUACCUCUUCCAGAAGCCGUUACCGUAACCACGGGAGAAGAAAACGAAGCCGUCGUGUUCAACGAGAGAGCCAAACUUUUAGAUUCGAUGCAGAUGCCAAAGAAUGGAAAGAAAGAGGAGUGGGGCAGCUGAAAGUUCUUUUGCACGAAGAAAAAUACCUACCGAUUGUUAUUGAGACGCGAACAAGUAUUCAAAGUAGUCCUCAACCAACUCAUAACCCCCAAUUUCGAGCUUCAACCGAUGGCUACCAGCGACAAAGCGUGGAUAUGGGCCGGAUACAACUACACCGAUGACGAAAAUUGCUUCGAAAAAUUGGCGGUGCUGUUUUAGAACCACAGAAUUGGCUGCUAAAUUCAGCGACGCCAUUAGAGAUGUUUUGUACAGUAUAGCAAAUUCGCCGAACAAAAGUGGAGAUCUUCCCGUCACAGUAGAAGAUUUCGGCAAUGAUAAAAGUCGUGAUAGCGAAACCCAAGAGGAUCCUUUGGAUCCAGAUAACGAGGAAAACGAUGAGGAGUAUAAGUACGACGAUGAUGAUGAGUACGUCGAGGAUGAAGAAUAUGAGAGGACAAUGUUCACUAAGGAAUGUUCUUUGAGCGAACUAGGCCCGAAUGAUCAAUGGAAGCCAGUCGGAAACGGAUAUAUACAGAUAUUUUACGAUCCCAAUAUAUACGCUGCUAGAAUUAUCUUUAAUGAUGAGAACGAAGUCAAUUUAAGUAGCACUAUGAUUGGAACGAAUUCCAAAUUGGAGAGAGAAGAUAAUGAGUGUAUUUGGAAGGCUGUUGAGUGGGCAGGAGGUGCCAACAGUUGGAGAACUUUGAAGGCAACUUUCGACAGCGAUUCAUCCGCGGCCGAAUUUUAUUUGACCUUCCAAGAAGGGCACUCGUUUGCCUUCGAAAUAAGUUUUGUAGACAAAAUUCCAGAAGAUUAAUGUUUUGUUUUAUGUAUUUACAGAUGUUUAUGUGUAUUUUUUUUAACUAUUAAAUAUUAGAUUUUAG
Molecule: messenger RNA, 8546 nt
Organism: Diabrotica balteata
Lineage: Eukaryota; Metazoa; Arthropoda; Insecta; Coleoptera; Chrysomelidae
Source: the annotation of a GenBank genome assembly